AUGGCGAGGAUUAAACAAGGAGUGUUUUCCUGGGAGGACGUGCUGGCUCAACGGUAUCAAUAUAACAAACCAGCCGCAUUGCCCAGAUCCAGAAGAGCCAGCGCGAUUUCGAGUCGAACCCAAACUGAGAAACAGUCAGGUCCCGCAACAGAAGGGACCAUACAGGUACAGAGUGACCUGUUGGCAAAGCUAUCUCCCGAGCUCCGCCUCAUGAUCUGGGAGAUGGUCUUGGGUGGAUUGCGCAUACAUAUUGUACAACGGUCCGAUCGCCGAAUGAGCCACGUGUUAUGCCCUCUUACGAGUACCUGCGACAUCUGUCGGGGGGAUUCGCCGCAGCCGGUAAAGGGGAGGGCUCGAAUGAUCGGUAACCUGUUGGGGCUUCCGAUGACCUGCAGGCAGAUUUAUCGCGAAUCUAUCCAUAUGCUUUACACCAUGAAUACCUUCGAAUUCAGUAAUACUUGGUCACUCACUUACCUCCGCCCGACUAUACCCCCGGACCUCUGGGACGCAAUCCGCGAAGUUGAACUUCGCUGGGCCUUCCCAGGCCACUGGCUCCCUAGCAAGGACCCCGUCAAGACGAUCUACUUCUCCGCUGGCCGGCAGCAGUGGGUUGAGACUUGCAAGGCCUUGACACGGAUGAAGAGUCUUCAGUCAUUCACGCUCCAGCUGAGCGGCAGCUGGUUCUGCGAACCGGUGGAGAAGAUCCCUAUCUUCCUGGAACCGUUGCGAGAUCUGAACCUAAAGCAAGGGUGGAAGCUGCAGUUACCCAAGCAGCCGUAUUAUGUCAAGGAGGCCCGGAAUGUAGAUGGCGAUCUGCGUAAGAAAGGUAUUGAGUGUUUGGUUCGAGCGGCGUAA
Aspergillus pseudonomiae is the source of this 855-nucleotide messenger RNA. RefSeq lists its product as uncharacterized. Bases 1 to 855 code for a protein of 284 amino acids. The transcript has 3 exons. Lineage: Eukaryota; Fungi; Ascomycota; Eurotiomycetes; Eurotiales; Aspergillaceae. The record is from RefSeq and is a predicted model, not a curated record.